UUGAAGCAAAUAUAGUUCUUUAGUUAUAUUUUUAUUAGAAGCAAUCAAUCGUCGAAAUUAUUGAAAUAGCAUACGUCUAUUUAUUUAAUUCUUUUUCUUUGGGAAUUAAAAGCGAAAAUAAGAAAAAUAAGUUAGUUGAAUGUGUUGAUGGGCUUUCGGUAUCAAGAUCUUAAAGAUAGGGGGGAAAGCAUUGAACUAGAGCGCAAGGAAAGCUUUACAACCGAACGCAGCCAUAACGGAUAUAUAAAACGUAGAAAGACCCUAUUACGUGAACGAUUUUCGCAUCCGCAUGCAAAGGAGGUGCGGAAACAACAGAAGCAGCAAUCACAACGCAGUGCAGUGCUAACAACACAUAGACCGGCUACCGAAUCGGGUCGCAACACUACCGAAACUUUCGAUAACUCGCCAGGCAGCACCGCCUUGUUAAACACCUGUCGCGAUAAGUCUCACCUAGAGCGCGCAGUCAAUCGCACGUCGGUGCAUUUGAAGCGUUUGGCACACGAAAUCGAUAAUGAAAUUACCAAAUUGAAACGUGAACGCGACAAACUAAUGUCUAGAACGCGUCCGCAUCCAUUGAUGCGUAACGCUGCCAUACAAAACGAUUUUCGGGUGGACGAGGCAACGACGAAACUAAGUUUGGAACAAUUCAAUAAGCUCUCCAACAAUAUCGAAUUUACAAUCGAAAAAUUGUCGAGUCAACACAAAUUCGUUUGUACUUCACCGCGUUGCGCGCGUGACGAGCAGACUUCGUGUCGGCCGCGUAUGCGCACUAUCGGUUUGCAGAAGAAUACACAACGCAGCAGUGCUAAUUGCGAUAAUUUAAAGCAUCUGAAGGCGAAACUUGACACUGCCCUACAUUGCUCGGCCACCAAUCUGGAAGCCACCCUGAAGGCAAAGGGGCUGCUCGAAACGGCUCCACCCAAUUGCUAUGCUUUUGACUAUGGCGGUACGGGUGAUGGCCAGAAUUCAUUGAAACUUUAUCACUUACAAAAUUGUCGCUGCGCUGGUGGCUGCAAUCAAAAUGAUUGCAGUUGUAAGAAAGUUUGUGAGCACUACAACAGCAGCGGCAAUUACAAUGGCAUGUUGUGCAACAAGAAUACGUAUGUGGAGAAGGGCUUUACGCCGUGUAGUGAGUAUAAAUAUUGCCGCGAUGAGUAUCGCUAUGACUAUCCUAAGCAGAAUAAUUGUAUGGUGCCAGUGAUGAAUGCACCAUGCACUCCUUGUGUACCAUGCCAGCCAUAUCCGCCUUGCCAACCAUGCAUACCCUACCUACCGCCCUGUCCCACAUACAACGAAAGUCGGUCAAGCAAGGGCAAGGCACAAGUUAUCUAUGGCCGGCAAUUGAGUGAUCUUAAUACGGAUGAGUUUUAUCAUCCCACUGGGCCUUCACGCACAAAGCGUUCACCAACCAAACAUGGCAGUGCAAGGCUCUCAAACACCAAGGAGCGUUUAACGGUGGACGUACCUAAGGAUGGUCGCACACAAGUCGAUAUUGAGAGGCAUGAUCGUGCGCGUAGCAAAUCGCCACGAAAAAGGGAAGGCGAUGAGAAAACUAAACAGCGAAACUACUACCAAACUGCUAAAGGGGCACCGCCAGAUAAAGCGAAACGGCAGGUGCGGGAGCGUAAUAAGUCACAACGCAAGAGUGAAUCAUCAGGCAGCGUGGAUUCCGCGGAAGGAGCUCGCCACACGCAGAGUAAAGAAAAGUUACUCGAAAUCACUUUCACAAAGGAAAGGCGUCGCAAACACUCCUCAGAGUCAGGUGAUGACUGUGUACAAUAUGAGUUGCAAACGCCUGAUCGAGAGUACUCACGAGAGACAAGACACUCUAUGAAGCAGAUGACAAUUACGGCAUAUAAACCUUGUAAACCAGAUGAGAAUGAGACAGGCCGCUGGAAAAAGAAAAAUCACAAAAGCAAAGAUCAAGGUGAUGACGAUAAAACAUGGGAUGAACGUCUAAGGCAAGCGAAAGAUCCACGUGAUGUGGAUGAUUGGAAUGCUGGUAUUCCCACUAUAACAGAAGUCUACGACGACUAUCGAGUGGGUGAUGCAUGGACUGCCGAAGAAGACAAUGUCGUCGGGCAGCCUGCAACCUCGCAAUAUGUUGGAGGCUAUAGGCAGCUGCUUGACGCCUCACCAAGGCGAAGUUACGACAUUAUGCCUGUACAAAAAAACACAGUUCGCGAUAUUCCGCCAUCUCACAGUCCACGACCUGGACAACGUUCACGCCCUGCAGAAUGGCAGAAUGUCGAUGAGAGAGGUCGCGGAUCACGAGGAGCAGAUUCAAGAGAUAUAACAGGUAACGGCUUUGGACGAGAUGGACAGCACAGAACUGGAAGCGAAUAUAGUCACAGUCGGCAAUCGGAUUCAUUUAGGGCAUAUGGGCUUGAAGAGAAACCUGGACGCGAUGGUAGUUAUAGUCCCAUUAAAAAGGGAGCUACGGGAUAUGAUGAGGAGUCUAGACGUGCUUACACACCAAGUGAUAAAUCUAGACCAGAUGCUACCGCAAGUCCAAAUGGAAAACCGCGUUCACGUCGCGCGGCACCUAAUCGGGACCAGGAUUCUAACGUAAUGGCCACACCAGAUACUAAGUAUACUUCAGAUGGAAAACUUUAUGGAGCACGUGAGAGUGACCCCAGUCCAAUAAGAAUACCUCUAGCAGCACAUACCAGUGAUGGUCAGCAGAAAGAUUUCAUAAAAGCCAAGCCACAGGGAGAAUACGGCGCAGAAAAAAUGUACAGCGAACAAAAACGCCUCGAGCGUGACGAUUCUGUGUCCGAAGAAAAACGUAGAAUAGAUAAAAGUGGAAAACUCGACACAGGACAUAUUGUAUCACCAGGUACAGCGUCAGAAGUUCCGGAAAUUAAAAUUGAGGACCUGAAUGAAAGUGAUAGAAGCGCAAGAAGUGCAAAGGAUGAAAGCCCCUUGGCUAAUUUACCCGAACGCGAUAAAUUUGCCAUUAAAGGAGAAAUGGUACUAGAACCACAACAAGCAUUAGAAUUGAAGUAUAAAGAUGGCGAUAAAUUGCGACAAACAGAAGAUCAAACAGGACCAAGUGGAAAGGUAAGUGGAGCAGCCGAUAAAUCUAGAAAGCCAGAAACUCAUGAUGCCACCGAGAGAGAUGGAAGAGGACCAGAGAGCAUAAAACCAACGGACAGAACCGAAAGAAGCGAACGACUUAGUAGGCCCGACACACUCGGUGAAUCUUAUGUGUCUGGUAGGAUGGGAGAAGCAACUGAUCCAGAUAGAUAUCAACUACUAAGUCCUUUCCCCAGUCUGGAAUCGCCCGCAAUUUAUAUGAGACCGCGCACAACUAAUCCAGACUAUGCAACUGCUUGUCGGCCUCCUUCAGUUGACUGUCCUAGAAACGCAAGCCCACGUGUGAAUUGCAUCGAAAAUGCUGGCGAUGUGUAUAUGUGCCAACCACGAUUAUGCAACACACCAAAUGGCUCUCCUCCAUCAUCGCCGUGUAGAUGUGUUUCUCCGAAACGAAGUGGAUCCGAAGUACCAUACGCGAAGUUGGGCGACCAAUAUACGCAUUCACCUGUACGCCAACUAGCUGCCACCUCUCAUUUGGCUAUUGCGCUGCAGCCAGAUGCAGCGACUGGCAAUUAUAUACCAUGCCCAUCUCCGCGAAUAUCUAAAAAUUGCAUAUAUCUGCGUUCGACGGGAACGCAAUACUCGGACACGAACAUUGGAGGACAAGAGGAUCGUUGCGCCCCACAAUAUGCACCACUGCCUAAACAAUGCCGAAAGUCCGAAGAAACAGCUAAGAGUUUAUGUAUGGCGCCAUGUUCGAGUGUACGUGGUUCACCUCGUCAAGAUUUGCAUUCAAAUUGUGAUUCCGAAAGUCCACGAAGCAAUUACAAGUUUCUAUGUGAUGAGGAGAAUGAGGAGUACGAUGGUAAAGUAAAUUUCAGUAAUGAUCAGUGGUGCGAAAUGAUGGAAAUCACCAAUUCCGAGAAAACACGCACCAUAAUCGCACAACAACAACAACGAGAGCAACAACAAAAGCAAUGUUCGCAGAGUACAGGCUACAAGAAAUUCUUUUUGCCACGGCGGUAUGAAAAGAAAGUCGUUCCUGGUCAACCAUUAAGUGAUUGCAACAAUAUGUCUCCUUGGGCAGAUGGAUUGCAAAAUCCACCUCCGAAAUCAUUACAACAACAACCACGCUAUCCCAACAUCAUGGAUCGACGCACGCCACGUUUCAAUGCCACAAUGCCACCACAUCAGGAAAUGCCGGAGGAGGAAGCCAGAUGUGCGCAAGAAAUGCCACAAUAUCCACAAUAUAUGCCACAGCCGCAUGUAAAAUUCUUGGAACAAAAUUUACGGCAGUACGAAAAUUGCGAUCCCUCUUGUUAUGCGCGUGCGGAAGAAACGAAUUUUCAAAAUCAAGAUCGAAGUGCGAUGCUUGAACAAACGCCAAGAGAUCGCUCCUGUUUCGAUGCCUACCGAGAGUACGAAAAUACGCGCAUACCAGAAUUUACAGGCUGCCCUUGCAUGUUCAAAACAUAUCUAAACAUGGUAACACUUUACUAUCCAGAGUAUCGGAUUAGAAUAUGUGAUAGCGAUACAGCAAUUGAGGAUGAUGAAUUUACCAACUAUUAGUGUCUACUUUCGUUUGUAUCGCAAAUAUUUCUUUGCAUUUGUGUACUUUUUUUACGUGUCUAAAU
Anastrepha ludens (Mexican fruit fly) is the source of this 4673-nucleotide messenger RNA. RefSeq lists its product as uncharacterized. The record is from RefSeq and is a predicted model, not a curated record. Lineage: Eukaryota; Metazoa; Arthropoda; Insecta; Diptera; Tephritidae. Bases 148 to 4608 code for a protein of 1486 amino acids. The transcript is spliced from 6 exons.